Molecule: messenger RNA, 2640 nt
Organism: Euleptes europaea (tarantolino)
Lineage: Eukaryota; Metazoa; Chordata; Lepidosauria; Squamata; Sphaerodactylidae
Product: scaffold attachment factor B2-like
Exons: 19
Coding region: 1-2640 (879 amino acids)
Biological process (GO): regulation of transcription by RNA polymerase II; regulation of mRNA processing
Cellular component (GO): nucleus
Molecular function (GO): RNA binding; sequence-specific DNA binding
Source: RefSeq, a predicted model, not a curated record
AUGGCGUCGGAGAACGAGGCCGGACUCGCCGGAGAAGCGGCGGCGCCCCUCAGCGGGGGCGGCGCUGCGGAGCCCCUCGGGGGGAUGACGGCGGUGCGGCGCCUCAGCGAUCUGCGGGUGAUCGACCUGAGGGCAGAGCUGAAGCGCCGCAGCCUGGACAGCGGCGGGAACAAGAGCGUCCUCCUCGAGCGGCUUCGGAAGGCUGUUGAGGAGGAAGGGGGAGAUCCCGAUGAGAUUCCAGUGGUGUCUGAAACGACCAACAAGAAGACUCCCAAAAGAAAUAGCAAAGGACGUAAGCUGGAAGAAGAGGGCACUGAGGACAACGGCCUUGAGGAAGAUUUUGGAGAUGGGCAGGAGGAUGUUGAAGCAAGUUUGGAUAACUUGCAGGAGGUUGACAUGAUGGAAAUUAGUGUGUUAGAUGAAGCUGAAAUAGAUAACAGCAGUGCUGUAGAUGGUCAAGCAGCUGGCAGUGCCGAUAGCGGGCUUGACUCCCUCCCUGGCAGUAAAGGAAAUGCUGGGGAAGGAAGUCCUGCAGGUGACCUGGAGGCCCCUCCGCAGUUGCCAGGCAUUAAAGAAGACCCGAGAGAAAUACCAGUAGCCUUGGUGGAAGGUGAAGGCCCCGGAAGUGCUGUGGGGCCGUCAGCCUCAGAUUUCGCCAGUGCCAAGGACCUGGAAGAGUUUCCGCUGGAAUCAGAAAAUGAGAAAAUGCUCGACAUUUUGGGUGACACUUGUAAAUCUGAGCCCCUUAAAGAAGACACUUCCGAAGCGGAACAGGCACAGGAAGCGAAAAGCCCGCCGGCGGGCCAAAAGGCAGCCAAGGAAGAAGGGGAAGACACGCUUGCCGCCGCCGCUCUGUUGGAAGAGGACCUUUUAGAUACGGAGAGCCCCUCCGCCCACGCUGCGGGCAGGAAGCAGGAGGAGGCGGAGGCAAAGCUCUUAGUGGUAGCGGCAGGGGAGACGAGCGAGCAGGGAGACGAGGAAGCCCGGCCGGACUUGGACUGUGUAGCGGUAGAGAGCAGGAGUGGUGGUGGUGGAGGAGGAGGAGAUGAUGAGAGUAGCAAAGCAGCAGCCCAAAGUCUGGAAGCCGGUAGUGAGGCCAGUGCGGCCAGCCAAGGGGCCGCGAAGACGGAAGAGGAGCCUCAGGGUGAGGAAGACCCCUCCUCUGCCACUAGAGAGGCCUCUGCCCCAGAGGGGGGUGAUCAGAACAUGAGUUCGAAUGAGGUUCCAGAGGCUAAAAGUACUUCGAAGGAUGAGAAGGCCCGCACCGCCAGUAGUUCUGGCAGAAACCUGUGGGUUAGCGGGCUUUCCUCUUCGACCAGAGCUACGGAUUUGAAGAACCUGUUCAGCAAAUAUGGGAAGGUGGUGGGUGCAAAGGUGGUGACCAACGCCCGCAGCCCUGGGGCCCGCUGCUACGGCUUUGUCACCAUGUCUUCGUCCGAGGAGGCGACCAAGUGCAUCAGCCACCUCCACCGGACCGAGCUGCAUGGGAAAAUGAUCUCUGUGGAAAAAGCCAAAAAUGAACCUGCCGGGAAAAAAACCUCCUUGGACAAGAAAGAAAAUGAAGCGAAGAAAGAAAAGGAGAGACACCAUCCUGUCGACGCCAAAUCAGAAAAGCCUCCUGAGGUUAAAAAGGAAGAGAAAGCAGAGAAAAAGGAUGAUUUGAAUAAAUCGGAAGAGAAAGACGGCGGAGAAGAAAAAGGGACAACGGAGAACAAGGCGGACUCCACAGAUCGUGCGCGAUCUGUUAAAUCAGCCAGUCGAGGAAUUGAGCGGACAGUGGUUAUGGAUAAGUCCAAAGGAGAGCCGGUUAUUAGCGUGAAAACCACGACCACAUCCAAAGAGCGAAGCACGAAGAGCCCGGACCGCAAGUCGGAGAGCAAAGAGAAGCAAGACAUCCUGUCCUUUGAUAAAAUCAAAGAGCAGAGAGAACGGGAGCGGCAGAGGCAGCGGGAGCGAGAGAUCAGAGAGACGGAACGCCGUAGCAGGGAGCGCGAGCGACGGGAGCGGGAGCAGCGCAUCCAGGCCUUGCAGGAGCGGGACGAGAGGCAGCGGCUCCAACGAGAACGGGAGCGGCUGGAGUUCCAGAAGCAGCGCCUGGAGCGGGAGCGGCUGGAGCGGGAGCGGCUGGAGCGGGAGCGCAUGCACAUCGAGCAGCAGCGGCGGCGGGAACAGGAGCGCAUCCAGCGUGAGAGGGAGGAGCUGCGGCGGCAGCAGGAGCAGCUGCGCUACGAGCAGGAGAGGCGCACGGCCCUGCGGCGGCCCUACGACCCCGACGAGAGGGAUGAUGACUCGUACUGGUCCCAGACGAAGCGGAUAGCUCUGGAAGACCGAUACCACUCUGACUUCAGCAGGCAAGAUCGUUUCCACGGGUUUGACCACAGAGACCGUGGCCGAUACCGAGAUCAUCUGGCGGACAGGAGAGAAGGUUCAAGAGGACUUCCAGAUCGAGAUGGGCAGCACUACACCGACGACCGGCCUGAACGUUCCUCGCGGGACAGCUGGGGCGGCUACAGGCGUGGCGGGUUUGUGGAAGGUGGAGCCCAGAAUGCAGCGGUGCCAGGGGCCGGCAUACAAGGAGGCUUCACGAGCGAGGACAGACUGAACCGACCCAGCGAGACCCGUUUACCCCGGCGCUAUUGA